ACCCGUUUCCUCUUUAGGUUCAAACCCCGGCAAAUUGAAGUACGCAUAGAACUUCUAUUACUUGUGUGAAAGUGAAAUCUCUCAUCAAGAGACAGACCCAGAAACGCGCAAUUGAAGUUCGCGCAUCUCUUUUUCGCUUGCCGUGCUUCCGAUUCUCAGCGGUCUCUCCUACUUCUGAUUCUUUAUCUACUUUCGUAAACGUAUAAGAAUACUGGGAAAAGAAAACCAUGUCGUUCAAAGGGUUGAAAAAAACGCUUGUGAGAGCGCCGCAGUCUCUUCGCCAGAAAAUGAACAUGGGUGAAAUUACCCAAGAUCCCGUGUACAUGGAUGCUGAAAGGCGUUUCAAGGAGUUGGAGAUCGAAACGAAGAAACUCAGCGACGAGUCCAAGCGGUAUUUUACUGCUGUCAACGGUAUGUUGGACUUCCAGAUCGACUUUUCGAAGGCAAUCGAGGAGAUCUACAAGCCCAUCAGUGGCCGUUUGUCGGAUCCAAAUGCCACUGUUCCUGAGGACAACCCCGAAGGUAUCAAGGCGGCAGAGCAAUAUCGAGAAGUAGUGAAGGAAUUGAAAGAAACAUUGAAGCCGGACUUGGAGUUGAUUGACAAGCGAAUUGUGCAGCCGGCCCAGGAAUUGUUGAAGGUGAUCAAUGCCAUCCGCAAGAUGGCAACCAAGAGAGACCACAAGCAGGUGGAUUUGGACAGACACAAGAGAUCGUACAAGAAAUACGAGGAGAAGAAGGAGAGAACUGCCAAGGACGAAGAGAAGAUGUACAAUGCCGAGGCUGAGGUGACAAUUGCCCAGGAAGAAUACGACUACUACAAUGAGAUGUUGAAGCAAGAACUACCAAUUUUGUUCCAGAUGCAGCGCGAGCUCAUCAAGCCAUUGUUCGAGUCAUUCUACUACAUGCAAUUGAACAUUUUCUACACGUUAUACUUCCGCAUGGAGGAAUUGAAGAUUCCUUACUUUGACUUGAAUCUGGACAUUGUCGAAGCAUACCACGCCAAGAAAGGAAAUAUCGAGGAGCAGGCCGACGCCAUCGGGAUCACCCAUUUCAAAGUGGGCCAUGCAAAAAGUAAAUUGGAGGCCACCAAGAGAAGACACCAGAUGAUGAAUGGUGGUUCUGCAUCACCAACUGCUGCAAGUUCUGCCGGAACGCUUCCUCCUUACUCUCCUGGCCAAAACCAGUACGGUCAAUUCGGAACUGGAAAUGAGAAGCAGGGAUACCAAUCAGCGACGCAAACGCCCAGUAGCACGGGGGGUUACCAAACAUACCCCUCACCGGGCCAGCAGCAAACACAACCACAGUAUUCUGCACCCGCAACGCUGUACAGCCCUGCUGCAGCAAGCCCACCCGUCUACAAUGCCUCACCUGUUCCCCCUGCUACACCUAUGGGAGCUCCCGCUGUUGCAGAGACAUGCACAGCUUUGUACGACUACACAGCCCAGGCCCAAGGUGACUUGACAUUCACUGCCGGGGCUGUGAUACAGGUAGUCGAGAAGGGAGAUGCCAAUGCCUGGUGGAAAGGAACUUACAAUGGACAGACUGGUGCCUUUCCCGGAAAUUACGUGCAGUUGAAUCCUCAGUGAGCUCCCUGGUUGGGUCUCAUGAAACAUCGAGUGGCACCCUGAAUACUUGAACAGAGAAUCAAUUUUGUAUGUGUAGACUAGACUGUCGUUGUAAAUCAUGAAAAAACUUAGAUAUCGCAGAAAGGUAAAAUGCUAUCGAUUGGUCGAGAAAGACAAUGCUGCCAAGACAGCCUAUACUGCACGAGUAGAGGGCAACGAACUGAAUAACUCCAUCACAUCGCUCGCAACCAAGAGAAGCAUCUUUCAUGCAGAACGUUCUAACGAGGAUUAUAGCAGAGUGGCAAGCAACCCAAGAAAAAUAAUAUAUUAUCUCCAC
This is a messenger RNA of Metschnikowia bicuspidata var. bicuspidata NRRL YB-4993, 1902 nucleotides long. RefSeq names its product amphiphysin (gene RVS167). Gene Ontology annotation, biological process: actin cortical patch localization; endocytosis; plasma membrane tubulation. The coding region runs from base 228 to 1586 and encodes 452 amino acids. Gene Ontology annotation, molecular function: lipid binding; protein binding. The transcript has a single exon. Lineage: Eukaryota; Fungi; Ascomycota; Pichiomycetes; Serinales; Metschnikowiaceae. Gene Ontology annotation, cellular component: mating projection tip; medial cortex; Rvs161p-Rvs167p complex. The record is from RefSeq and is a predicted model, not a curated record.